Messenger RNA from Colletotrichum destructivum, 1746 nucleotides. Its product is annotated as Putative PAN/Apple domain-containing protein. The transcript has a single exon. Bases 1 to 1746 code for a protein of 581 amino acids. The record is from RefSeq and is a predicted model, not a curated record. NCBI's taxonomy places the organism in Eukaryota, Fungi, Ascomycota, Sordariomycetes, Glomerellales, Glomerellaceae.
AUGCACACACUCAUUGUCCUGGCCUCCUUGGUGGCAUCUGGUGUAGCGCAGUUGAUGACUCCGUCUGACCUGGCCACGAUUCCCGCCCCGGACUUACAGACUGUUCCAGUCGGUGUCGGCAACCAGACUGUUCCUAUUUCGGCCGCGACCUCGAAGCGGGCCCUCAGAAAGCUGUUUGCUCGAGAUUGUGACACCCUGCCUCCAGGAAGCGGCCCUGUUCCUUCCAUCGAUACAGACCAAGCAUUCCUGGCUUACUCCAACUUGUCCAACGCCGCGCUACAGGCCACCACUCCGCCUGGGUGGUAUCAGACCUUCCAGAACCUGCAGUCUGCCACUUCGGCCUCGAUCUACCAAGGCUACAAGACUUAUUCAAACUACGAUACUGCUCGAUGCGCAGCCGACUGUGCCCAAAUUUCCGGAUGCACAGCUUUCAACAUCUUCUUCGAAAGAGAUCCGAGCCAAGACCCCGGCCUGGCCUGCCCCAACCCGUCGAGCACAACUGUCAUCAAGUGUAGCUUCUGGGGUGUUGGAAUCGGCCCGUCCACUGCCACGAACAGUGGCCAGUGGAGGAAGGACUUUCACGUCGUUAUUGCUGGAUCAAACGGAUACCAGCUUUCGGCGCCUAUCUACAGCAUUUCCGGCUACAACUCAUCUUUCACCAACGCGGCCACCAUCAACGCCCCGACCAGCUGCAACAGCUACAUUACAUACAAGUCUCACACUAACCAAGCGUACGAUCCUUCCCUAUGCGCCGAUGACUGCGCUGCACAGAGGCAAGAGACGAACCCGUUCAAUGGCCUUCGAUGCCGCUUUUUCACCAGCUACCUGCUCGUGAAGAACGGUGUUGUCCAGGCGCAGAUCUGUGCUCUGUACUCGCGCACUUGGGACCAGAGCUACGCGACGAACACGGGAUACUCGUCCGGCUCAGACGUUUACACGAUCCAAUACGCCUACUCUUACACAUAUUCUGCUGAUAUCGGCAACUUCAACUGUCCCCAAGGCGGUUCUGCGACUACUCCUUCCCCGGUUGCUUCUAUUGCAACGACCUCGAUCACGACGAUCAGCACAUCCAACUCAGUUACCGCCACCACAACUGUCACGACCAACAAGCCUACCACAUUGUCCACAUCUUCUGUCAAGCCUACUACAUCUGCCAUCACGGGUGGAACGAAUGGAUCGCCCCUGACGAGUUGCCCAAGCCCGGUUAGCUAUGUCGUUGGCUACCAGGGUGGCCUGUAUGCUGUCUGUCUCGAUACCGACUUCCAAAUCCCCAGCCCGCAGAUCUACUACGGCUACAAGUCCAACCGGGACUGCGUCUCCCAAUGCGAGACAACGGCGGGUUGCACCAAGGCUGUGUUCAAACUGUCAACCCAGACAUGCUAUCUGAAGGGCAGCCCCAGCGUUCCCGCUUCGAACUGGGCCGUCAACCAGGGGUUUCAGACGCUGGUCAAGGUGGCGGACGGUACCCCCCUCAACAGUUGUCUGGCACCCACCUACACUGUCACCUCUGGCAAGACUGUCUACCAGGUCUGUCCCAGCAGCGAUUUCACGAACAACCCAGCCACAGACAUCUGGUACGGCGUCGCCAGUGAUGCCGCCUGCAUUGCUCUAUGCCAGACGAGAAAUGGAUGUACCAAGAUAGUGUACAACUUCGUCACCAAGACCUGCUACAACAAGGGGAACCCUUCGUUGGCCAGCACUGGCUGGCACGUUAACACCCAGUUCCGCGCAAUCUAUAUCUCAUAG